Pseudopodoces humilis (Tibetan ground-tit) is the source of this 1568-nucleotide messenger RNA. NCBI's taxonomy places the organism in Eukaryota, Metazoa, Chordata, Aves, Passeriformes, Paridae. The record is from RefSeq and is a predicted model, not a curated record.
UGCUUCCUCUGGAAGAGCUGAUCAAAGGCCAGCAGCAGCAGAAGAGCCUCUAGAAUUGGGAGCAGAGUUCCAGGAAGCCACAGAGCCAUGGGAGACAGUUCCCCUGCGUCCCCUGGGCUCUGUCAGGAAUUCAGACAGGACCCACUCCCCAGGGCUAAGAGGCUGUCGGAUUCUGCAGUGCAGGUGCAGGCCCUGCAGUCAGCUAAGAAAGCCUGUGUGCUGAGGCGUGGCUGCAGCACUCCAGACCCAGCAGGGAAUCCUCUCUUCCCUUCCCCAAGCUCUGGCUGCUCCCUUUUCCUGGAGGAGAGUGCCCAGGAUGAGUUUGGUGCCAGUUUUUCUGUGCCCAAAUAUGACGACGUGGCCAUUUCCCUGGACAUCAGCGGGUGUUUCGACGACAGCGAGCUGGAUGACUCCUUGCUGGAGCUGUCAGGCAGCGAGAAAGGGAAUUCUCCCUUUGAUUACACCGAGGAAGAGAUCCAGGAAAUCUUGGCAGAUGAUUCCAUGGAAGCUGAGCAGCAGCACCUCGCUGGUGAAAGCCACCUGAGCCAAAGUGUGAGCGGAGAGAGCGACAAGACAGAGAGCAGCGGCUGCACCGCAGGGACAUUGGUCAGUGAGGCAGCCUCAGAGGAGCCAGAGGAACCCCAGGAGCAUCCCUCAGGCAGCUCUGGGUGUGAUCCUGGCUUUUUGGGUGGCAGUGCUGCCCUGGAUGGGUCCCAGCUGCAGGUGGAGAUGGACCUAGACCUGCAGGAGCUGCUGAGCCUGAGCCCGUUCGCUGCCGCCUGCGCUGGUGAGGCUCUGGAGGAAAACAACCUGGAAAGAGAAACUUUGGAUGCAAUGAUAGAUGAUUGUUUGGGAUAUUCCACAGCUGCUGGGAGCUGCAGUCCUGAAAAAUCCAGAGAGAGGGUGAUGCCUAAAGGCCGGGAAAGCGCGGAUCAGGAUUGCCUGGGAAGAUCCGUGCCCUCAUCCAACCUUCCCUGUGGCCAGAGCACAGGGGAUGAGAGUCCAGCAUCUGUGAUGCCACCAAAAAAAGAACUUCCCAAAGCAACACCGAGCUGUUCCUCAAGGAAAUCAGGCUUGCCAAAGGAUGCUGAAGGGGAAUCCACAGGAGCUGAGAAGCCACCAGGCAGCACUAAAUUAAGUGACACAGCUGUAGGCCAGACUGGGCAGGAAGAGCCACCCAGUGGGAAGAAAAGUGGCAAAGUAAUUCCUGUCCCACAGGAGAAGGAAGAAAGGCAAAAACAACGGACCUGCAUUUCAGAAGCACAGCCUGAGCAAAAGAAACGUUUCUCUCCAGGCUGUGGCAGUCCAAGUGAAGAGAAGUGUGGUUAUAACCUCAGGCAAUGGGAACUGCUGUGUAUGGUGAGAGUUUGCCUUGGAGAACCUCCCUUCCUCCCAAACCACCCAUGGAUUUCUCAAGAAAAACUUCUAAAAAUCCCUUCUAGAAGUAUCAGUUUUUGGCAAGAAGUUGUUCCUUUGGGUAAAUAGGAGCUGAUUGUGCAGUUUCUGAAGGAGACCUGGGAUUGCUGGGGAGACACCGUGUUCCCUGGGAAGGAGCUGUGAUUCACAUC